CCGCUCCUGCCGUAGAGCGCCGAGGCGAGAGCCAGCGAGGAAGACGCCGGAGAUCUCCACGCGGGACAGCCUCCCCACGUCCGAACCCCGCUCGGGCGCCUCUCCCGCUGCUUAAACUUAGCUUUUCUGGAACAUCAUCUAUCCAGCCGCCCCCACUUUCCUUCCCCUCAACGACCCUGGAUCUCCUCGGGGCGAGAAGAGCCCUGUCCGCCUUCAGAUCCGGGUAGCCCACAAAGAGAUCCAGGCUCGCAAAGAUGCUGAAGCCCGGCGAUCCCGGUGGAUCGGCUUUCCUCAAGGUGGAUCCCGCGUACCUCCAGCACUGGCAGCAGCUGUUCCCGCACAGCAGCCAGCAGCUCAAAGGCGGCGCCGGGCUGCUAGGUCACCUCCAGGCGCCCGAAAGAGCCGUCGAGCCCCAGGCUGACAGCCUCCGCCCGCUGCCGGCCUCCCUCUCGUCGGCGGCGUCCUCGUCCUCUUCCUUGUCCUCUUCGUCGUCGUCUUCCUCCUCCUCCUCCUCCACGCCGUCGUCCGCCCCGUCUUCGUGCGCCGUCGCCUCCCUGGCCAGCUUGACUGCGCUGCCGGUGGCGCAGAUCCCCGUCUUUGGACCGAUCCAGAGCUCCGAGUCCCCGACGGGAGCCCCGGUCGCCCUUCUGCAGACCAAGGACCUGAGCGGAGGCAGCGGGGUGGCCAAGGGCGGCGAGAGGGCGCCCGCCAGGUUUCGCUGCACCGCCGAGGAGUUGGACUAUUACCUGUAUGGGCAGCAGCGCAUGGAGAUCAUUCCGCUCAACCAGCACACCGGGGACCCCAACAACCGAUGUGACAUGUGUGCAGAUAAUCGUAAUGGAGAGUGCCCCAUGCAUGGCCCUUUGCACUCUUUACGCCGUCUGGUGGGUACUAGUAGUGCCGCUGCUGCUGCCCCUCCACCUGAGAUUCCUGAGUGGCUUCGGGAUCUGCCCCGGGAAGUGUGUCUGUGCACCAGCACUGUGCCUGGUUUGGCCUAUGGCAUCUGUGCUGCUCAAAGGAUUCAGCAGGGCACCUGGAUCGGGCCUUUCCAGGGAGUUCUCCUUCUGCCAGAAAAGGUGCAAGCAGGAGCAACCAGGAAUACCCAACACCUCUGGGAAAUAUAUGACCAAGAUGGGACACUACAGCACUUUAUUGAUGGUGGGGAACCCAGUAAGUCAAGCUGGAUGAGGUAUAUUCGAUGCGCAAGGCACUGUGGGGAGCAGAACUUAACCGUAGUCCAGUACAGGUCAAAUAUAUUCUACAGAGCUUGCAUGGAUAUUCCCAGGGGCACAGAGUUGUUGGUGUGGUAUAAUGACAGCUACACAUCUUUCUUUGGAAUCCCGUUACAGUGCAUUGCACAAGAUGAGAACUUGAAUGUCCCUUCAACUGUAAUGGAAGCCAUGUCAAGACAAGAUACCGUGCAGGCAUUUAACAAAAGUAGCAAACUACCCUCUGCCACUCCACAGCGGUCCAUUGUAUUUCCACAGACUCCGUGUAACAGGAAUUUCUCUCUUCUGGAUAAAUCAGGCUCUAUUGAAUCAGGAUUUAACCAGAUCAGUGUAAAAAACCAGCGAGUCCUUGCGAGCCCUACAUCAACAAGCCAACUAAAUUCAGAGUUCAGUGACUGGCAUCUUUGGAAAUGUGGGCAAUGCUUUAAGACUUUCACCCAAAGGAUCCUCUUACAGAUGCAUGUGUGCACACAGAACCCUGACAGAAAUACCCAACAAUCCCAUUUGGGGGGCUCCAGAAAGGGGCCCUAUCAGUGUGGACACUGCUCCCAAUCCUUCUCCCAACCUUCAGAGCUACGGAACCACGUAGUCACCCAUUCCAGUGACAGACCUUUCAAGUGUGGCUAUUGCGGUCGUGCCUUUGCUGGUGCUACUACACUCAACAAUCAUAUCCGGACACAUACAGGGGAGAAGCCCUUUAAGUGCGAGAGGUGUGAGAGGAGCUUCACACAAGCCACCCAGCUGAGUCGACACCAGAGGAUGCCCAAUGAGUGCAAGCCAAUAACAGAGAGCACAGAAUCAAUUGAAGUGGAUUAACUGAUUGACUGGUUGGAAUUAAACUGCAAGGAAAGUCAUGAUUAAAUGUCACGGACACUUAAGCAAAACCAAAGAUUUCCUCUGAGCAACUUUCAAUCAGUCCCAGAAAACCAAGAGCAGUAAUAAAAUAAGUAAGAUGUUAAGAGAUAUUGAUCCUGGCGUGGAAGUGAAACCAGGAAAGAGAUUAUUUAUUUAUGACUAGGAAUGAGACUGAUUUCCAUGGACAAGGAACCCGGGCCUGCUAGCAUCCUAGCCUCCCACGCCACCAUGUAUUGCUUUAUUUCUAAAAGCUUUUAUAAUUGUUAUUUAAUACCAAAGCCACAAAGAUCAAGGGUUCUUCAGCCCAUAGCUAUGGCUAUGAAUGCACAUGGACUUGUUUAUGAUUGCACCUUUUCCUCUAGCAUGACUCAGUGGACCCAGAGAUAAUAUUGUUUCCUUGGUCCCGUUGGGUUGCAUUGCUCUUGACUUGGCUGUUAUUUUUAUUUUUAAAAAAGUGGUCUCCGAAUGACAAGAGAAUGAAGAAGAUCCAGAACCAUCUUUGUGUUGGUGUCAGAAGUCCUCUGACUAAUGGACAUUUUCAUUCCCAUGAUUUCAGAACUCACAUUUCGUGCACUUUUUUUGUAUAAAUGUUUUCAUUAGCCAGUGUUGCAUUGGCCCAGGAGAUCCCAGAAAUGUUAAAUAAACUUUGUCCUAUAUACAUAUAUGUAUAGAUAUAUCUGUAGAUGUAUAUGCUGUUAAAACAAAACAAAACCCUCCAAUGCUGUAAGGAAAGCAUUUGAAAUAUGUAGAAUUUUCAACUACUAUACCUCUUUUAUGAACGGCAUAUUAUUCAUAGGUAAUGAAUAAUAGUUUCAGUGAAACAUUAACACUUAUCUAAAGGUAUCAUGCUUGAAAACAUAAAUGUUAAAAUGGGAUAGCAAGAGACGGAGUCUUCAGUUUGAUGGUAAAAGUUAGAAACCUUUAAAAAGAAAAUGAAAAAUCAACAGAAAUCAUCCAGGUUUAAAAUGUGUCCAGGCAUUCACACAACAUAGAAGAAACUUCACAUAAUAGGGGUACGUCACAUGAGUAACUGUUCCUAUUUCAUAAUGUGCAAUAUCCUUUAAGAAAGGCAAACUAGAUAGCUGUAAUGUGCUAUAUAGCAAUAAUAUAGUUCCUGAUUUUCUAAAAUGAACUCAGUAAUUUGAUCCCCCCCCAAUUAUCUCUUAACCAACACACUGGGCCUGGGAGCCAAAGCACUGUACUGAUCAAAGACUCACCAGAUCUAAUGUAUACACAGCGCUUUCAAGUAAUUUCCCAGUUUUCUGCAAUGCAGAGCACAACUCUGAGCCCCUUGGGAGUGUUGCAGCAGUGAUGUGCAGCCAAUUCUAUGCAUAUUUACUCAAAAUAAAGUUUUGUGCUCAGUGGGACUUGCUUCUGGGUAUGCAUGCAUAGGAUUGCAACUUUUAGGUAUACCAAUUUUCAGUUGACCAUGAAACAGGGAGUGUGGCGACACCACUUAAAUAUAAUUUAAAACGCACACUCUGAAAUUAAAAUUGGAGGUAGUAUUUUAAGCACCAGUUCCUCCUAUUUUUCUUCCUUGUCCUGUGUUUCUGUAUCUUUAGGACUCGUACGAUAUUAAAGCUUUGAUCUGCAAUGCUGACUUAUAAAAAACAACAACUUGUAACAACCACCUGGUGUCCUUAUGGGCUACUUCUUAAUUUUUUUACCUUUACCUUCUUAAUGAACCUUAAAGUGACAUUGGGCAGGACUCUGAGUCCCGUCAGUGGAAGCGCUGUGCAAGGAUUACUCUUGUGCAACGGGGCUUCUUCCCUCUCUCCUACCCCCUCCCAUGCCCCCCAACAUUGAGAUAGAGUAAUUCUAAUAUCUAAUCAAAAUAAAAUUGGUCAAAAACCAAGCACUUGAGACGGAAUUCAAUGUAGCGCUAAGGAGGUUGCUCUGCUUGUCUGCUGGAACAAUCUCUGUUCUGGUGGUUCUUCUGAUCCCCCCCCCAGCCAAUUGGAGGGCAUGUAUGGGGACAGGAGCGGAGAGAAUCCCCACUUUGUUAUUGGAUGUUCUUCCAUGGGCUUCCAAUUAGUUGAAUGCAACCCUUUGAGCUUUUUAACGGCUUUGUAGAGGGUGACCUUGGUGCUUCAGCAAAAGCCCCCCAUCCACUUCAGCUGCAUCACCUUCACUUGAGGAUAAGACAACUUGAUAGUUUGUUGUAAAGCCUCUCAGUGGCUAUUCGGUACAAACCAAUUAUGACGACGUCAUUGGGACUGUAUUGCGUUAAAUCCUAACUCGCUGGCAUAAGUAGUCUGUCCAUUGGGUAGUUUGUGCCAUUUUUGCCUUUGAAAAACCUACCUCAUUGCUUCUCUAUUGGAAACUGAUUGUAGCAUUCAUAGAACCAUUCAAGCUGAUGUACUUUUUGACUAGGCACCUAUGGGCCAUUAAAUGCGUGGGAUGACACAGUCAAAACCCUUUUAUUUCUUCAUCAUUUCUGCCUAUAUGAAAUGCACUUGAAGCGUGUACAGAAACAUAAAUAUUCCAAUAACAAGAAUAAUUUAGGGCAGGGGCCAUAACUGAGUGGUAGAACAUUUGCUUUGCAUUCAGAAGGUUCUAGGUUCAAUCCCUGACAUCUCCAGGUAGGUCGAACUGAGAAGGUCCAUCUGAAACCCUGGAGAGCUACCCCAAGACCAUGUCGACAGUGCUGAGCUAGAUGAACCAAUAUGCUGACUCAGUAUCCAUGCAUCAUUCUUAUGUUCCUAUGUUAUAAAAUGCCACCGCUAAAACAAUAAUGCAGUAACAAAAUGUAAGCUUGAAACAGCAAAAGCAGUUUUAUGGUUUGGCUUUGCCUGCAGCGAAAGGAGGACACAGUCUGAUGGCUCUGAUCUGACUCUCCUCUUGUGGUCUUGUCACUGCGGGCCCAAGGAACCUUGCUCAGUCCUACACAUUUUGAGAAUGCGAGGGAAACUGCCCAAUGCCUGGUUUUGCUAUAUUGAGGCCAGCCUCUUACACUUCUGUACUUCUGAACAGUGAUGACAAGGAAGCCUCACAGUGUUAACAGGCUGUUUCCCAGGUAAGUGUCUUGCAUCCAAAGUGGGCCUAAGAAAGGUCUCAAGAGAGCGCUUGCAUGAAGCAUUCCACAAACAGGUAAACUUCUCUGGGUUUGGGAUCACUUUUCUCCAACAGCGGUCUUCUGCUAGUUUAAAGACAACUUUGGAUCCAAGCCCAGGUAAUGCAAGUUAAAUGCACACAUGGAAGGAAGCAAACCGAAAUGCUUUUGGUGCAUUUCCCCCUAAACAGUUGUUUAAAGUUAAAUCCUGUUGAUUUCAACCAAACUGGUAUUGGAAAGAAAGGAAGGAAGCCACAUUCCUUUAUGGAAGUUGUUUGCUGUAUGAAUGACAGCAGCGUAAAUCAAACUCACUUAUUAACAAUGCUGCUUGAAUUGUUCCAAGUUACCUAAAAUUAGGCAGACUUUGCUUGCAGAUUUUAGGGAAACUUCCUGUAAAUGAAUGAAUGAAUGAAAUGUUGCAGCACCGGAGACACAAGACAAAGAAUUCAAAAUAACUGGCAUUUAAGAAAUGUGAGUGAUUAAUUAAAGGGAUAAAAUCAACUGAUAUCCUAGUGGUUCUGCUUUGCUGAUAAUGCCUCAAAAAGUAGCCUGCUAGUUCACAUCUGGUGGAGUAAAAUUCAGUUGACUAGUCAUCUUCUGUAUGUGGAAUGGGGAGAGGUGCCAUCUUGUCCACUUCAAGCAGUGUAACAGAAGGUAAGGAAGCUAUAAUUUCCUCCAAAUC
Messenger RNA from Zootoca vivipara (common lizard), 5818 nucleotides. RefSeq names its product PR/SET domain 6 (gene PRDM6). Gene Ontology annotation, biological process: regulation of gene expression. Gene Ontology annotation, cellular component: nucleus. Gene Ontology annotation, molecular function: protein binding; histone methyltransferase activity. NCBI's taxonomy places the organism in Eukaryota, Metazoa, Chordata, Lepidosauria, Squamata, Lacertidae. The record is from RefSeq and is a predicted model, not a curated record.